This is a messenger RNA of Spirodela intermedia, 324 nucleotides long. NCBI's taxonomy places the organism in Eukaryota, Viridiplantae, Streptophyta, Magnoliopsida, Alismatales, Araceae. The record is from the annotation of a GenBank genome assembly.
AUGGCGUCCACAGCGGAGCCAUGGGCCCAAGGGCUCUACGUAGGGUGCCUCUCCUCCGCCGGCGUGGAGGUCAGGCGGAGGCCCUACCACAGGAACUGCGGCUGUGCCCUCCACAAAUCCGGCGGCUGCACCGGCUGCCUUCCAAGCAGCUCGAAGGUCGAGUAUCCAAUCUGCCGAUCAUGGCGGAGCAGCUGCCUGACUACGGCGCCGCCGCCGCCGCCGCCCGUGUUUUUCUCUGAUUCUCCCGAUCGGUGCUCUCUUAGGGAUGUGGUGGCUGUCGGGGGGAUCCGAAUGGAUUCAAACGAGGUGGGAGAUUCUUGGUGA